Molecule: messenger RNA, 1170 nt
Organism: Caenorhabditis remanei
Lineage: Eukaryota; Metazoa; Nematoda; Chromadorea; Rhabditida; Rhabditidae
Exons: 5
Coding region: 1-1170 (389 amino acids)
Biological process (GO): chromatin remodeling; regulation of DNA-templated transcription
Cellular component (GO): nucleus; chromatin
Source: RefSeq, a predicted model, not a curated record
AUGCCAACUACUCGUAGUGCAAACCAACCGGCCCCAAAGAGACCUCUCACUCCGGAUAGCGACGAUGGCGAUGAGGACGACUUCGUCAAGAAGCCGAGUGGACGCGGACGUGGUGGCGGUCGUGGACGUGGACGCGGUCGUGGUCGUGGACGAGGUGGCGCCAGUGCCGCUAGUGGCGAGAAUAAGCCUGAAGGCUCCAGCUCCACUCGUGGUGGACGUGGUCGCCCACGUGGAUCCAAGAACGCUGAACCAGGAGAUGGACAACCACCAGCAAAACGUGGACGCAAGAAGCGAGCUCCAAAGUCGGAUUCUGAAGACGAGGCAACAAACGAUUUGGAGGAUCUCGGCGAAGAUGUCAAAAAGUGCCUUGGGCUGUUGAAGGAGUUUGAGAAAACCACCCACAAUGCCUACACAUUCCCGUUCCGUAAGCCAGUCGACACUGUUCUUCUUGGACUCGUUGACUACCACGAAGUUAUCAAGAAGCCAAUGGACAUGUCCACCAUGAAAAAGAAACUGAUUGGUGAGGAGUACGAAAAUGCGGAGGAUUUCAAGAAGGACUUCAAACUGAUGAUCCAGAACUGUCUCACGUACAACAACGAGGGUGAUCCGGUCUCCGAUUUGGCAAUUCAAUUCCGUGAGGCUUUUGCUGCCAAAUGGAAGAAAGAAUUUCCAGAAGACGAAGACACAUUUGUAGAAGAGGGAGAAGCUCAGGAUGAUAGUACGGUUGAAGCUGCCGACGCUGGAGAGGACAGUGACGAUGGUGAAAGUGAGGCCGGAGAUAAGGAGACUGAAAAGCCAGCUGAGGAACCAGUCGAGGCACCAGUUGAGAAGGAAGAAGAGGCCACUCCGGCUCCAAAACCAGAAGAAGUUGCUCCAAAGAAGGAUGAGGACGAAGACGAGGACGAGGAUGAUCAUCACCAGCAAGAAGAAGAGUCUUCCAGUGACGAGGAGGACGGUUUGGAUGAUGACGACCACGUCAGAGCUACUUCUACAUCUUCCACCAAUGCUCCAGUCGUUGCUUCCAAGCCAGCUCAAGACUCAUUCGUCGCCACUUCUUCAUCUGAAGCUCAGGCCAUCCAAGAGACCACCGGAACCGAUGGAGCUGUCGCCAAUGAAGCUGAGCCAGCCAGCCACGCCGCUGACUCCACUACGGAGGAAAGCCACGCUUAG